GUUUAUAAAGAGUCCUCUUUUUAAUUAAUUUCAAAUGCCUGUACUAAUAUUCCAGAAGAUUUUUAUAUUUAGACGCUAUAAAUGGAAUAUUUGCAACAUAUUAGAGUAAGGAAGACUACCCAUUAAAACCCAACAAAAUAAUGGUAAUAGAAUUGAUAAACUCAGUAAAACUUAGCAAUAACCUUUUGUUUUUCAAGGUCAUACUUUUUUUAUCAAAAAAUUAAAUUUUCCAACAAUAAAGCAGUAUAGUAUGGCUUUCAAAUUAAUAAUAUAGCAUCAGGUUGGAAAGAUUGGAAUACACAAGAAAUAUUAUUAACAUUUUACUCAUAAAUAGCCACAUAAUAUUUCGAUUAAGAAAUGGAAUUAGAGACAAAAUUGCAGUUUAUAGAAAUAGAAGAUCCUAAUUUGAUUGUGUAAAAUUUCAAUAAAAUUCAUCAAAUUUACUUAAUUCUUAAUAAGAUCAUUAAGAACAAUUAAUUUAAUAAUCAAUAAAAUUGAGAUCAUUGGGAUAUGUUUAUAAAGGUGUAUUGAAAUAUGAAGUCUGGGCUUUGAAGCAACAAGAUAAAUAAAGAUUAAAGCAAUCAAAUAAUUUGGACUAUGUUUUGACUGAGGUUAAAAUUUUAAGAACAAUUAAUCACCGUUUUAUUUAAAACUAUUUAAUGUGUAAUAAAUAAUUUAAAACUUUUUUUUUUAACUUUUCAAAUAACAAAAACUUUUUAUUUAAUUGCUAGACAGAUUAUUAAUUGGAUGAAUAGUCCUUGCUAUUGAGCAUUUGCAUAAGCACGAUAUCUUAUACAGGGAUCUAAAGCCAGACAAAAUUUAAAUAGAUGCUUCAAGUUAUGUAUAACCAAUAGAUUUUGAGUUGUGUAAAUUUAUAAUUGAGAAUGAAUUAACAUAUACACUAUGUGGAUCUCCAGCAUACCUUGCACCAGAAGUUCUCAACAAUAAUGGAAUGUCAAUGUCAACAGAUCACUACUAAAUAAGGUUAUUAUUAUAUGCAAUGCUUACUGGAUAUCCUCCAUUUUAUAAAAGAGAGAUAAAUGUAUUAAUCAAUAGAAUGAAAAAUGAAUCUAUACAUAUCCCAAUGAAUAUGAAUUAGGAUGCUAAGGAUCUUUUAAAGUUAAUUUUUAAAAAGGAAUGCUUUGGAGAGAAUAAACAUUGAGUAAAUGAAAAACAUAAGUUUUUUGAACAUCUAGAUUGGAACUUAUUGGAAAAAAAGAGAUGAAAAUUCUAUAGCUAAUUAAAGUUUUCCCUUAAUCUCAAAAAGCUAGACAAGAUUUA
Messenger RNA from Paramecium tetraurelia, 1281 nucleotides. RefSeq lists its product as uncharacterized. Lineage: Eukaryota; Ciliophora; Oligohymenophorea; Peniculida; Parameciidae. The transcript has 5 exons. The record is from RefSeq and is a predicted model, not a curated record. The annotation marks the transcript as partial.